UACACGCCAGCAUCCUCAUCCACGGCCAUCUACACGCCAGCAUCCUCAUCCACGGCCAUCUACACGUCAGCAUCCUCAUCCACGGCCAUGUACACGCCAACAUCUUCAUCCACGGCCAUCUACAUGCCAGCAGCAUCAGCCACAUACACACAGGCAUCAAAGAAGUCCUCGUCCACAUCCAUAAGUCACAUUUCCUCUGCAGAACCAUGUGACUCCCCAGUCGAGCUGGAGGGUUGGGUGCGACUGUGGGAAAAUCCCAACGGCAUCCCACCAGCUGACCUCUCCUGGGUGAAGGACGACCCAGAGCGAGGACUCUUUGGCCCCAUUCAGGCGUAUCGUGACAACACCGGUGUAUUGAAGAGGAGUCGAGCACUAAAAUCUGACCGGAUGUGGUUUUACCCUCCAGAACCUCCAGGCUACAUUAGUGGUCCCUUGCCAACUCCGCAUCUCUUUUUUCGAAGUCGCGUCUUUGUGUGGCAGCCUGUUGGAGUAUGGAAAUACUUACUGAAGUGUCCUCGGGGUGCAGAAUGUGUGGGUCAAGGAAAGGCUGUGUACCUAUACAAGUCGGGCUACCACACCAGGGUUUGUCACAUUUGUGAUGUAUCCAGCUGGUAUUGUAUGCUGACAGAGGUCCUGUGCUGUGGCCAGUGCACCAAAGCAGCCGGGGGUCGUGGCAGUGGCAAGGUGGGGCAUUGGUUGGCAUGGGAUCCUGCUAUCCUGUGCCAACUCAGUGAGGCUCACCAAGCCAUGUUCCCUGCUGUCCUCACAGACACGCGUGGUGUGGACAAAAAUCAAACGCGAUUAUUUACAGAGGCCAUAGACAAUGUGUGGGAAAGCCAGCAGCAACACUUAGAGUGCAUUCAGGAUCCUCCGGACAUGAAUAUGUACAGAUUGGCUCAAACCACUACCAUCAAUGGCAUUGACGUCCCUUGUUACAAAUGUCUCCGUGGAAGCAACAGCCUGGAGGGAUUCCACAAAGCUUUGUCCAACAUGAUUCCAGGUCCCCACUGUGCAGCACAUCCCUGUCAGGUUUACCUGAUUAGUGGAAUCGCUCGCUGGAAUUCAGGCUGCAGUUCUGAUGCGGUGUUCGGUGGCAAAAGUCGAUGCCACAGAGCGUACUCUGCCCCUCUGAUUGAUCGCCUCAACACCCGAUGUCAGCAGCUGUUUGGAGAGACUGUAGAGGAGAAUAUCCACGCACCUGCUAAUGUGACGUCGAAUGAGUUGCUUGGUUUGGAAUACCUCUUCAGCCAAAGCACAGGAGAAUCUGGUCCUUUCUCCCUCAGUGACAUCUCCAAGGAUGGACCCAGUCCAGAGGAAGAGGUGAUCCAGCCUGGCCAGUCUGACACAGAUGAGGACGAUGUGGUGUACAAGAGUGACCCAGAGGCAGAUAACGACAUAGUGCCUACCAUCCCAGCCCACAUCAACCUUACUACUGACAAGACCACUGCAGCUCACUCUCCAGCCUUUGAGGAUGUUUGUAGUUCCAACCCGCUUCCUGGCUUCCAACAGCUGGAAAAGUUCUGUUCUCUGCUGGUGGAGAUUUGUCUGACUGAGGACAAGUUGAGCCUAACAACAGAACAGAGGAACAGGCUCAUCGAAGCAUGGAGUGCUGUAGAGGAACACGACAAACAACCACCGAAGUUUCACCAGCUCUACAAAACACACUGGGGUAAUGCGCUUUAUUGUCGCACAAAGAGAGACGAUCUUGCACUGGCCCAGCAAGACAUCAGUUCUCAGCACAACAGGCUGAUGUACACACUAGUGAAACUUCUCUGGUUGGGGUCACCACACAGUACUCCGGCAAGCCCUGUAAAAACCACCAUCGCAAAAGCCUAUGAGAGACUUCAGCAUCGCGUAUUGGUAGAGGAUCCGGUUCUGAGCAUACUGGGAAUACCUUUGCCAAAAAUUGACACCAAAACAGUCUGUGAUUUUAUCCGCCGGCAAGAGAGACUCGUCAACCUGCGGUCGACUGAAUUGCCAUCUGCUGCCGUGCUGAAGACCAUGUUAAUCUCUUCAAAAGAGCUACCUCUAGCUCCAUGCCAGCCGUCUGUUCUCCCUCCACCUGACCUCCCACAGAUAAAGUUUGAACACAUUUCAAGCAAAGCAGGGACCAAGGUUUUAAAAGGAAAUACAGACACUGCGAUGCCAGUUCCAAAGGCUCUGCUGCCAUUACAGCACAGUGAGUCUGCGCCAAUUCCCCACUCACUAUUGCCGGUCAGAGUAUCUCGUGUGACUGAUUGGAAAACGCCAGUCACUUCCAUCAUGAUCAAACCUCUAGCUAAAAUCGCUUCAUCUGCCACACGAGUGAUCCCAGCUACUUCCACCAACACAACACCAGUGACGAUGUCCACCAGCCAAACUGACACAUCACAGAGUAUUGACAGCCCUUCAGCCUGGGCCAGGGCUACACUGUAUAAACGGAAACAUACAGGCAAUCUUACAAAUGUUGGAAUCAAGAAGUCACGUGUACAAAAAUUGCCUGUUUGUACACUAUGCAGCCAACCAACUCAGGGACACAAAAAAUACAAGAAGAAGACUUUUUGCCCUGUAAAAAUGAUGUCGACCUCAAAAGGACUUUGCAGCAGAGUCUACUCCAGUUACGAACAUUUUACCUCAGUUGUAGACUUACGGCAAUAAACUUGGGGUGUGUUCACACUUGGCAUGUUUGGUUCGAUUAAAACGAAC
This is a messenger RNA of Sinocyclocheilus anshuiensis, 2685 nucleotides long. RefSeq lists its product as uncharacterized. The record is from RefSeq and is a predicted model, not a curated record. Lineage: Eukaryota; Metazoa; Chordata; Actinopteri; Cypriniformes; Cyprinidae. The coding region runs from base 88 to 2637 and encodes 849 amino acids. The transcript is spliced from 7 exons.